AUGAAAUCGCCAUCAAUAACAAACACACAUCACAUUUCUACUACAAAAAACACCAACGACGAUUGACCCCGCAAAAACAUAUUAAUCUCCCCCUUCUUUUAUUACCCAACUUGUGAGCUCCCAAUUCAAACACCUUCGAAGCCCAGAUGAUGGCAUUGAAGAAUGCUUAUGCUGAGAUUAUAUUCAACAUAACUAAAGAAGCUGCAGCUCGUGUGAUGCUGUCUGAGCAAAAAGCUCUUGCAUUCCAGAAAGAUCUGGACUUUACUAAACAAGAGGCGCUUCGUAUGCUCCUGCGUCUUAAACAAAUGUCUGAUGCUACGACCUCCGAAGCACAUAUUACAUCUUUAAAUCAGAGUAGAAGAAUUGAAGAGCUGGAAGCGAAGCUGAAUGAAACUGAAGGGAAGAUACUGGAUCUCAGAGCAAAAAUAGGCCAAGCUUAUGAUCCAUUGGAUGCAGUUAAGAACAACAAUGUGCAUUUGAGUAAUUUUGAUGUAAAGGAUGAUGUGAUUUGUUGUGAAAUUGCAGCUAAUGAGAUUCAGCAAAUUAUAUCUCCUUUGACAUCUUCUCAGUUCAACAAGCGCCAUAACCUAACAGUGCCAACUCCAAAAGAUAUUGCACAACUUGAGAAAUCCUUUAACUAUGAACGUAAUUUAUCAUCUGUAAUCUUGGAAAGCAAAGAGCCGGAAUUGUACAGAAAUGGAUGUACACAUAGAAUACGAGCGUUUGAGAAAAACUUGUUGGAUGAAAAACAGCUUUGUGGAAAUUUUGGCGAUGAGCUUAUGCCAGUAAAGAGCGACACUUUAGCCAACGAGCAUAACCAUAAUGUCGAGACAUGUGCCUUAUUCUCUCCCAGCAAUGACUUGGGUGGCAUGAGGAACCUAGUUAGAUUAGUGGAACUGCCUGAUCACUCUGCUACUGUCUACAAUCAACCUGUGAAGAGCUGUAUUCUGCAACAGGAAGAGUCUCAAAAUGGAAAGGCCGAAGCAACUUUGCACAGUUUACAUGGCAUUAAGGACCUUAAGAUCCAGCAGCAGUGUUCAGACAUUCCACACCAAAAAAACAAUUCAAUAAUGGGCAAUGAAUAUGAGAAUUAUGGUCUUAAUCUACCCCAAAAUAAGCCCGACAAGAUGAAAUUAGUGGAGGUAUUUCCCAAGUUGGACAAAAAAAUUGACUGUGACAAUAAUCAAGCUGUGUUUGUGCCCCGAAGAAGCAUUCGGAAGAGGAAAGCCAGAUAUCAAGAUGACGAUAUUGAUCCAUCUUCUGUGCCACCAUUUCUUUCCCGUUGCAAGAUGAAUUUCAUCAACCAUGAUUCAACAUCUGAUUUAGAUUGUUUGGAAAGUGAAGCAAAUGCGGAGAAUAAUGAGGAGAAGGACAUUGUAUUGGCAUCUAGGCAUGUUACUGCAGAGGUCAAAAUAAAUGAUCCAGUAUUUGGACAAAAUGCUGAAGGCAAGGACGAUGAUUUUAUAGAGGAGACAGAGGUGGUGAAACACAGUGGCUAUGCUACAAAGAGUAUUAGGUCUGGAAAAGAACUAUCUACAGUUUCUGACACACUUGGUGCUAAAACAGAAGAAGCUUCUAAUGGGGCUGCUAGCCAUGCUGAUAGGAGCAGUGUUCUUCAGAAAUUUAGUAGGAAACACAAGAAAGAAGCAGCAACCAAGCUAGUUGAGCGCUCUUCUCCAAAGAAGCAAACUAGUGCAGAAGAUAAAGUGGAUAUGAAGAAAUCAUCUAAAGAGAGCAGGCGAUUGUCUUUAAGUUGCUCGACAGGUUUGGGGACCAACUCUUGCGGAUUCAGCAUAUAAGAUAUUUUGUGGUGUUGGACUGUGAGGGUUGAUUCCGGUUACUGUAUUAAAAUCACAUAGAGUAUAUUUCUCCUCACAUAGUUACAAUUAUAUGAUCAUAUUUUCUCUCUCUAUUUCCAACCUCUUACUUAGAGAGGAUUUCUUCCUUUUUAUAGCUGAAGGCCUUCCAUUCUCCUCCUACCAACCCAUGCCACCUGUCACGCUUUGUUCCCCUUUUUCUCCCGGGCUUUCAUCUAGUAUGCUUUUACUGUAUUAUUGUACUGGGACUUCAUUUAAGGGCCCAACACAUUCGUAACCGAAAUGUUCUUACAAGUACACUAUGUUCCUCCUGAGUUGGUGAACUAAGCAGUACUAAGGACAUCUUGGUUGUCAAUAAUUUUAUAUGUAGAUGCCGGAGCAGAGCACCUUAUAUUGUUGUAGGGAAAAGUUGGCAAUAGUGAUCACUUAAUUACUCUUUCAGCAAAGUGUUGAAGACUUGGAAAACAUUGGAGGAGGUUUUUCUUAGAAGACAUCCACAGUUGGGAGCUAUAUAUUUUAAAACAUGUAAAGACCGGUUUUGCAUAAUUAUCAGCAAUUUUUAUUACCUAGUAAUAAGUAAGAUAUCUAGUAGUAAUCGGCUAUGAGUGCGUGACCCUGACAAUCUAGAGUGAAUCGUACUGGGAUUCUCUUUGUCCGUGCUAGAUUUCUGAAGCAGCCAAAUACAUUCUUGAAAAUAUAUGGUAAUCUUUACAAAAAAAUUGAGUUUGUUUCAUACCGAGUUGUUGGUCAUUUUACAAUUAGCCAGAAAGGUCAAGUAUGCAAUUUCUCGUUUAAAAUAGAUGAGUUGUUCUCAGGUCGCCGGGUGUUAAACAUGUUCUGCUGAUGCAGGGUCAGGUUGGUCCGACUUUGGCCUUAACUUCACGUCUUCACAUAUUAGGUAUAUUUCUUAAUCACGAGUUGUGAGUGUGAAGUUAGUGAAACAUCUCCAGACUGCAGCUGAAAAAAUGGUCCACCGGUCACCAGCUCCAACGGCAAGAGUGAAAACCAGGUGUAAAUACGCAUUUGAAGAUGCUACAUUCUGAAUUUCCAAUCACUCCCUGUAUUAGUAAAAAUGGGUAAAAUACCGGGGGUACGGAGAGAGCAACCAAACAAGCGCUAAAUUAACAAAUACUCUGAUACAAUUUGCUGACAAUGGUUUUGUUUGGUUUUUUCGUUGUGUUGGCAUGAGUUAUCAAAAUUUUGUUUAAGAACAA
Messenger RNA from Daucus carota subsp. sativus, 3031 nucleotides. RefSeq lists its product as uncharacterized. Lineage: Eukaryota; Viridiplantae; Streptophyta; Magnoliopsida; Apiales; Apiaceae. The record is from RefSeq and is a predicted model, not a curated record. The transcript is spliced from 6 exons. Bases 147 to 1799 code for a protein of 550 amino acids.